Molecule: messenger RNA, 5867 nt
Organism: Orcinus orca (killer whale)
Lineage: Eukaryota; Metazoa; Chordata; Mammalia; Artiodactyla; Delphinidae
Gene: TUBD1
Product: tubulin delta 1
Exons: 9
Coding region: 296-1663 (455 amino acids)
Biological process (GO): microtubule cytoskeleton organization; mitotic cell cycle
Cellular component (GO): cytoplasm; microtubule
Molecular function (GO): GTP binding; structural constituent of cytoskeleton
Source: RefSeq, a predicted model, not a curated record
CAUGCGUAAUUAACCUUUCGGAAUAGGAAAAAAAACCCACAACAAAUCUCGUCGUCUGUGGAACAUGCGCAUUCGUUCUCUGUAAUGUUUUUGGUAUUGAAAGUGAGCAUGCGCAUAAUAAGAAGGUUGCCACUCUUAAGUUUGAACCGGACAGAAACGGCUGAUCCUGAGGCUGUCAGUGAGUGGGGUUAAUGGGGAACUCCUGGGGCGGCGUAGAAAGGGAGAACUUAGCUUUGCUAUUUACUAGUGCAGUUGCUCACUGUUUUGGGGGAGUAAGCCUGGUUUGUGUCUCAGCAUGUCAAUAGUAACAGUGCAGCUUGGUCAAUGUGGCAAUCAGAUUGGUUUUGAAGUGUUUGAUGCUUUAUUUAGUGACUCACACUGUCCCCAGGGACUCUGCUCUAAAAGGGAGAAUGAGGCAUAUCAAGCAUCUUGCAAAGAAAGAUUCUUCAGUGAGGAGGAAAAUGGAGUUCCAAUUGCUCGUGCUGUACUUGUUGACAUGGAACCUAAAGUUAUCAAUCAAACACUGUCAAAGGCUGCCCAUUCUGGCCGAUGGAAAUAUGGCCAGCAUUCAUGCUUCUGUCAAAAACAAGGUUCUGGAAACAACUGGGCAUAUGGAUACUCUGUUCAUGGACCUAGGCAUGAAGAAUCUAUAAUGAACCUAAUCCAGAAGGAAGUGGAGAAAUGCGAUUCUUUGAAUGGUUUUUUCAUCAUAAUGAGUAUGGCCGGAGGCACAGGAUCAGGGCUAGGAGCCUUCGUUACACAGAACUUACAAGAUCAGUACUCAAACUCUUUGAAAAUGAAUCAGAUUAUAUGGCCUUAUGGAACUGGUGAGGUUAUUGUUCAGAACUACAAUUCCAUUUUGACACUUUCUCACUUGUACCGAUCUUCAGAUGCCCUCCUUGUUCAUGAGAAUGAUGCUGUUCAUAAGAUCUGUGCGAAACUGAUGAAUAUCAAGCAGAUCUCCUUCCGUGAUAUAAAUCAAGUCCUCGCACAUCAGCUGGGACGUGUGUUCCAGCCUACUUACUCUGGGGAAGGCUCAUUUCACUACAGAAGAAACCCACUAGGAGACUUAAUGGAGAAUUUAGUUCCCCAUCCAGAAUUCAAGAUGCUGGGUGUUCGUAACAUUCCUCAAAUGUCUGAGAAUUCACUGGCAUACAGCACAUUUACUUGGGCUGGCCUCCUCAAGCAUUUGAGACAGAUGCUCAUUUCUAAUGCGAAAAUGGAAGAAGGUAUUGAUUGGCAGGUACGGCCUCCUUUAUCAGGACUUCCUACGCGUGGUAAAAUGUCUCUCAACAAGGAGUCUCAUUUUAACACUUCCAUUGCUAACUUGGUCAUCCUUCGUGGGAAAGACGUACAUAGUGCGGAGCUGGGAGCAUUUAAAGAUCCAGCUCUCUAUACUUCCUGGUUAGAGCCUGUUCAUGCUUUCAGUGUGUGGAAAACCCAGCGAGCCUUUAGCAAAUAUGAGAAGUCUGCCGCGUUGGUCAGCAAUAGCCAGUUCUUAGUAAAACCACUUGACACGAUUGUGGGCAAAGCAUGGAAUAUGUUUGCUUCAAAAGCCUACAUUCAUCAGUACACAAAAUUUGGAAUUGAAGAAGAGGAUUUUUUGGACAGUUUCACAUUGUUAGAACAGGUUAUUGCUAGUUACUGCAACCUCGGAUUUUGAACAAUGGGGAAAAUUUACCUUAAGUCAUUUUUGGACUAAAGUACUUGCAAUACUACUUUCUCCGUAAGGUUUUUCAAAUUCCUAUCUGCUAAUGUAACAAGGUUAAAUGCUGAUUCCUUCUCCAUACUAUAGCCACAGAAAAGGAGAAAAACCUUUCAUGUUUUCAAUGAAAACAUCUACUUGAAAUUUUCCUUUGUAAGAAAAAAUAUUGGUACUUCUUUAAAGAACUUUGGGAAUACUUUGCUGAGAUGUUAGAACUCUAGAACUAUCAGAAAAGGAAACUUCCCUCUUUAUUCCAAAAAGCAUUCACUAAGUAUGAGCUAAACUUUCAUAGCACAAUUUUAAGCUAAGAAAUUGCAAUUCCGUAUUUAAAUAUAUUCAUCUUUGAAGUGAAUGUUUUGAACCAUAAGAGGGAGCUGUUGUCAAAAGCUACAGGGUGAACAUCUAUUUUUGAAUAUUUUAUUCUAAAACGGUAAGAUUUUCCACUUUAAGCAGCUAUUUAAAAAUAAAUGUCAGGACUUUGUUAAUAAACGUUAUAUCAUGCUUAAAUACAAAAGUAAAUAAGCAAAUGUUUCCUUUGUUUGCUGUUCUUAAAUUUUCUGGGCAUCAGAAAAUUGGGUUUUUCUUUUAGAUCUUAGAAUGCCAGAGCAGAGACUGAUUUUAUUCAACCAGUGCUUUAAAAUUACUUACAGGUAUUUAGCUGGUGUGGAAGACAGUUAUAUUCCUUUCAGUAAAAGGGGUAAGAGCUUUCGCCAAAUUCACUAUGUUGAGAAAAUUACCACCAAGUAAAUAUUGUCCUAGAUGAAACUGACACAUACAGAUGUUGGUUUCAUUCAGAAGGACAGAACACAUUUGGAAAUUUGCAGCUGAGUUUGAGGGGAAUGGGGUAGUUCAAUAAAACACAUCACAUGCAAUGUAUUAACAAAUGUAAAAUGGCAAACAAAUAGGAACAUUUUGCCCUUUCUGCCAAAUCUACCAGUGGUUUCUUCCUUUUCUUUCCAUAUGGAAAUGAUUACCUUUUUGCUGUUUUUCUUAUCAACUGUUGCUAUGAUUUAAAAUACUGAACCAUAUCUUAUUUCUAAGGAAUGUAAAAAGUGGUCUGUUCAACUGCUAAAAGGCACACCCACUGCUGUAUUUUGUUAAGCCAAGAAUACUAAAAAAUAAUGAGAUUGUAAUUUUUACAAAAUAAAGUUAAAAGUAAUAGUUUAGCAUUGCAGAGAUCCAAAGACUGAAACAAUUUCCCGAACUAAACCAGCAUUAAUGAAGAUCUGUAACCAAAUUACCUCACUAGGGGGUAGGCUGAUUCUGAAGAACUUUGCUACAAGUUAAGCUUAAAGAAGGUCGUAAGUUGAAAUCAUUUUAUAUUUGAGAAAAGCAUGCAUGAGGUACCAAAUGGGACAAAUAUAUUUCUAAUUUGGCAACUCAUGGAAUCAAUGGCAGGUGACUCUUGGAAGUAAACUCCAAUUACACAGAGCCAUUCACUUAUGUGAGUUGACCCUUUCUUAUGCAUGUUAUUGUUUCAUGCACAACUGCAUUAUUUGGUGUGUGUGGAUACCUAAAUAUUUGCAAAAUUGUUUUAAAUGUUUACAUUGAAAUUUUUUUCUUGUCUAUUUGGAAUAAUGUAAAAAUUUUUGCUAUUAGAGUUGUGAUAACUUAAAAAUUAACACAAAGAAGUUGAUGCCAAAGCUUCAAAAUAAGGGGUGGCAUUGGAAAUGUACUUUGAUUUGUGUGGAGAUAACGGCCAAUCAGCCAGGACAACAUUAGAAUCAUAACUUCCUGGGCAUAGAGAGCCAAAAGCUUUGAACAUGUAAUUUCUUAGAUUACUGGGUAACUGGCGUACUAUGUGUGUCACUCAGACAUUAUCCCACACAGCCAAGAUGCACCCCUAUAGGCAGUGAGUACAGUAUAAAUUCAAACUGUUUCUUAAUUUCAAACCUUUUCGUUCUCCCCCAUUUGUGCUUUUCUUAAGAGCUCUUUAAGCGGUAGAACCUGUUUCUUCCCAUUCAUUCCCUCUUGCUUCUAGCUUUGAGUACUCGCCCCGCAACCCCUCACCACUACUAUUCAGUCAGCCAACAAUCCCCUUCUCCUUUCUUUAACCUGUCACUUAGAACUCAGUAAGUGUGCCCAUGAUUCACUAUUCUCAGUCCCUUCAUUCAUUCAACCAGUAUCUAUUCACUGCCAGGCACUGAACAAAUGCUAAGUAUAUGGGGAUCAAUACCACAAAGUCUAAAUGAAGAAGCUUACAAGGUACUUAAGUUUCUUUCCAUGCCUGGUGCUACGAUUCUGGCUUCCUAAUUAUUGCUUAUUAUCUUGCCCAUGUCCAUGUUCAGUUUUUUUCUUUUUUUACAGUAAAGAUGUGGUACAAGGUAAAGAACCGUGAACUGGGACCUUUAGUCUAGGCUUUAAAUUUGUCUGAAGCCUCCUCACUGGCUCUGUAGACUUUACUGUGCAGUGUACAUACCAGUGAUUCUUCUCCUGACCACCAUGUUUAUCACACUUGCAUUCCUGUCCAAAAUUUUGUUUUAAAACAUGCUCCAUAUGUUCCCAUCCCACUGUUCUCUCCGCAUGAGCUCAAGGUCUGGCAGUCAACCCUUCCUUGUUCUUCCACCUACCUUCCAAAUAUGGCUUUGCCCACUAACUUGUCAUUUUUGCAAAUAAUCAGUUAUUUAAUUUAAGAGAUAUUUGCUCAUCUGUAUCAAUCACAUUGUUUCCUAUGGGUUUUAGGAAUGUGAGCUAAAAAAUCUGGCUUUAUAUUUUUAACUAAAUAACUUCCUACUCCUACACUCUGAAAUGUCUCAGACGAUGCAAUGUCAACCUUAUUAAUAAAUGGAAUCCCACUUCCCCUAGCAGGAAUGUUAAGAUAAACAAUGUAAAUAUUUUAAGUUUCUGGAGAACGCAGUGUUGGGUCAGUGUUGCAGAAGAUAUGGCAUUCAAGGGAGAAGAGGGAAAAGAGAGAAAAUCCUAAUCAUUUAGACUCUAGGGAGCCAGUGAAGCCAGGGAAGAGAUGAAAAGGAAGGUCAGGGGAACUGAUGAUGAUUCCCAAAGAACUGCUAAUAGCUUAUAAGCAUUUAAAAAAAAAAAGAAAUACUCGAUGGUUUUUGAAUUAUGGACUUUACCUAAUGAUAAAAAAUCUAAGAAUAGCUUACAAGAUAGCAUGAAAAGAAACAAGAAGCUAAAUUACAUGUCUCUUAGCAAAUAAUUCUGUGUUACCUGAAUUUUUCUCCUUUGCCAAUGAUGGAGCCAAUACAAUGGAUACUUUCAUGGCUCUCUUGUCCUAUGAAUUUAAUUAUUUACAUGGUAAGUACACAGAAAUUCAAAGAUUUUUGUCCAAUAUUGGCUGUCCAAUAAGGUAGCCAUUAGCCACAUGUGGUCAGUAAGUGUAAAAUACACACUGGAUUUUGAAGAUAAUACAAAUAAAAUAAUGUAAAAUAUUAAUAUCUUAAAUCGUGGAAAUGAUAUUUUGGACAUAAUAAGGUAAAUAACUUAUUCAAAUUGGUAUAAUACCUGUUUUUUUUACAUUUUAAAGUAUGGCUACUAAAAUUUUAAAAAUUAGAUAUAUGACUUGCAUGAUAUUUCUAUUGGACAGAGCUAUUCUAGACACUUCAGGAGCAAAAUCCUGGGAAUUGUAGAAACUGGAGUUGAACAAAGCUUAUCCUUACUAGGUGAGAGUUCAUGGGAACACGAUAGUAAGAAACAUGACAUGAGGCAGAAAGAUGGAAGUUUUCCUUUUUUUAAAAAAAGAAGGGCCUUGCUUAAGCUCAGCUCCUGUGAACAGUAUGAAAGAGGCAGGAUAUGAGCUUAAUUCCACAAACAUCCAUUGAACACCUGCAAGUUAAGACACUGUGCAAAGAUGGGGAAAUAAAAAAACGAGGUAAACCUGGCCCCUGCCCUUUAGGAGUUCACCAUUUGGUAUAUUCCUUGCUGCAGAUCAUAUGCUUGACUCAUGUAGAGACUCUCUGUUUGUUGAACAGAUUAAUAUAAACGUCUGAAAAACUGUGGAAGAGACGUAAAGCUGCAAAACUACAGACACACAAUAAAGCCUAUUAAAGGCCCCAUAUUAGCAAUAGAUCUCACAACUAUUAGAUGAAACUAAGGACCUGGAAAUGUAAUUAAAAAUAUUCUGCUUCUGAAGUCAUCUUAUAUAAUUAAGAGCCACUUAAGGCAAUAUAAAUUCAAACAAUAUAUUAAAAGAGAGUGUACAACU